This is a messenger RNA of Vollenhovia emeryi, 3726 nucleotides long. RefSeq lists its product as uncharacterized. The record is from RefSeq and is a predicted model, not a curated record. Bases 1 to 2802 code for a protein of 933 amino acids. The transcript has 9 exons. Lineage: Eukaryota; Metazoa; Arthropoda; Insecta; Hymenoptera; Formicidae.
AUGGUCCGCGACAUCGAGUGGAAGGCCGCAUGCGACAAUUGUUUCUGCGCGAUGGGCGCCAUACGGUGCGUUCCGCUUGCGUGCGCCCCGCCUCUUCAAGGCUGCAGCCCGAUCGUGCGAGAAGGACAAUGCUGCCCGUCCACCUACAACUGCAGCGGCAGCAUCGAAGUAAAGGCCACCCAAAACUACGCAUCCUACGCCUUCGUCAGCAAGGACUACGCAAAGUUCCGCAAGGAGACCAACUUUUUCGUACGUUUUCUCUUCUUCUUUUUACCCCUCUUGUCAUUAAUUGUUCAGCCCGCGAUUGAUCAAUCUACGAAUCCGCCCGUCGAAGGACGAGGUCAUAGAGUGGUCGAGGAACGGAUUAGCACCAGCGCGAUCGAUCUCGAGGAGGACUCGUCUGUCGCUACCUACUCGACCGCUUGGCCCUCGACCACGGAGACCGACAUCAUGGACAAUGAAAUCUUGAUAGGGACGGUGGACUAUAAAUCGACCUUGGAAGUGACGACUGCCGCAACUUCAACGAACGAGUUAUCGAGUAACACUGAAUCGCCAGCAGCAUUCGAAUCGACCCCGGCGUCCACCAAAGAUGCUGAUUCCAGCACCGGUUCCUGCAUCACGUGCUUAACAAACACAUUCACGGACUCCACGAUCGCGACGACGGAGGAUCCAUCUAGCAGGGAUGGCUCGACGGUCUCGUUGUCGGAGUGGACGACGAUGCUUCCCGAAUUAGCGCUCGAUAAUGGAAACGAUGAAAACGAGGCUGCCGGCGGGGAUGGGAACAAAAACGCGAGCGAAAACGAGGAGCGGAACGAAGACGCGGCUACGGAGAGCGGGACGACGAUGGCAGGGAAAGCGGAUAUAAUUGAGAAAAACAAAGCUACGAUGCAUCCUUUCGCAGCUUCCACGAAUGCCCAGGAAACGCUUAUCCCCGACGAGAAAUUGUCCGAGAACCCUACACUCAUUAAGAGAACGGAGACCAUCGGCAAGAGACCCGUCACCAGUCCGUCGUCGACGAUACUCAUGCCGGAUGACGUCCUCGUAAUGAACGUGACAGUGAAGACGAAUGUCUCGGUGGGCCACAUACAAGGUGUCACGAUAAAUCCAAUUAGGUCCAUUCCGCCCGACAUUGAGGCUAUCCUGAACAUCACUCAUCGAGAAAAAGGCGAGGAUUACGACUACGACUACAGCGAACGACUUCUGCCGCCGUCGCUGCCGAACGUUAGGAUAAUACCCUUUGUAGCGGCAGAUGCGUUGGUGAAAGGCAAGGAUGUACCCACGUCUGAGACUGGAUAUCCUCCUGGUUCAGUUGUAGUGCCCCCUGAGCUACGACCGACCGAUGCUUCCGGCUUUUAUGAUAUUGCAACCCAGGAGAACCGAUUUAGCCCACCCGUAGAGACCGAAGGUGGCUUUGUACCCAGAGAGCCAUCGUACUUCGACGUUCCUUACCGCUCCACCGACUUAAAUCUCGAGAUUGGCACUGGAGUUACUGUAGUUCCACAAAUUACGAAUCCACAUCAAAAGAACAACGAUUUAUCACACAAGUGCCGCUUUGAAGAUCUGGAAUACCGCCACGGCGAGAUCUUGCCACGCGCCGCUCUUUGCAUAAUCUGCAUGUGUUAUUAUGGGGAAAUCGUCUGCUCCUCGGAGAAGUGUCCGCCAUUGAAAAUUGGCUGUCGCAGAAUCGAUUCCGAGGAGAAGUGUUGCGGAAAAAUUGUUUGCGUCGACGCCGACGAAUCGCCGACGGUGGUGCUCGACCGCGCCGACGCCACGGCGCCUUCUCAACGACAGCCCACAGUGUCCCCGGAUCCGUUUCGCGACGUAAUCAAGACCGAGCCAGCCCCCGACUUACCAUCCCUGAUCGAAGACAUGAUCCCGUAUCUGGUUGAACGCGGCAUCACAACGCCCAGGUCGACGACGUCCAUGGCGGCCCCGAAGACCUCGGCUCAAGGCUCGGCGGGCAAUCAAUUGCAGCAUUCGCCGAACUUUGACUUCAUGGAGCAGGUACCGCUUAUACAGCCGCCCUUCGAUUACGGAGAGGAAACGAUCGAGCCCUCUUUCUUGACGAAAGUGAAGUACGGUACGAGCCACGAAGCACCCCCGACAGACACCGUCUCGUUAACGUACGAUUCCAAGAAUCAGGUCUUGGAUCGUAAGCCCUCCGAAAAUCCCGAAGCAAACGUCUUCGAUUACGACGGAGCGGCGUUGACCAAGUUAAAUCGCACAGCCGACAGUUCCAAGUACGAUUUCCAUCGGAGCAAUACUACGGAGCAGAAGUUCGCGAAGGGAAACGUAUCCGAGAGCAGCGAUCUCGAUAGAAACUUCGCCGGCGAAGAGGGCAAUCGUACAACGAAAUACGACAAUCGUACCGAAUCGGAUAAUUUCCCAAGUGAAGAUGGAAAGACCGCGGGGGACGCCGAGGAAGAUGUCGCCAUCUUUUCUCUGGACAGCGUCCUUAAGCUGCUAUUUUCCUCCAACACCAGUUCCAGCAACAAGCUGACCGAGACCACAAAGACGCCGAAUGUUUCCUCCGUCAGCGGUGCACGAGAGGAUCAGGAGACCCUCGUCGCUUUAUCGACGAGUACGGAAAGGUUAACCGAGGAGACGGAAACUGUCGAGACGUCCUCGAAGGUCCUCGACAACGAGAUACCAAUGUCCGUCGGCAGUUUGCUGAAGCUGGCCGGUUGCAAUAUAUACGGGCGAAUGUAUCGCGUCGGCAGAAUUAUCACGGAGCUCUCGAGUCCCUGUGAGGAAUGCAGGUGCACGGAAAUUGGUGUCCGGUGCGAACAGUUGGAAUGUUAAUCGAACAAUCGAUUUGACGUCGCCGUAAAAACAGUCCCGCGUACGCCCGAUAAAAUAGGACUGUCCCGCGUUCGAGAAAAAUUCCAAGUGCACGUUGCGCAAAAAAUAUUCUCGUGACCGGCUAAAACGGUGCUCACAAUUUCACGGCGAUACAAUCGCAGUUUUCAAGCGCCUUUCGUGUGAUUUGAGGCUCUACCGAGUUUACAAUAAUAGCGACAACUCCGCGACACUCCUGGGAUUUAAAUAAUACUUGAAAUCUUGGUACUAAGUGUGCAAGAAAUAAAAAAAAUGGAACAUCCACGUAAAAUUAGACUAAAAUAUGAGAACGAUAUUCCGAUUUGCAUAACUUUGUAAUGGGACUUUACGAGGAUUUUAAAGUUUUAAAAUUUUUAAGUCGAAGACUUUUCUUAUCGCCGUGCAUUUUGCCGAAUUAAACGGUAAUCGCCGGUCUUAUCGUAACGGAGGGGAAAUAUGCUCGCUUCAGCACUAAUUUUUUGUACUCGAUAAAACUCCGUCAAAUUUUCUGGGAAAUCGACUUGCAAAAAUGUCUCACCGUCACCUUCCGCGGCGUUAGAUGUUGGAUUUACUGUGGCAACACAAAAUUCGUCUAUUGAUAUAGUUAUACGCUACCCGAAACUAGGAAUCUCUGAAACUACCAAGACCGUUGUUGCAUCGUCAAGACACCUUGGCAGAGCGAUGAAUCUUCGGCCAGAACUUCGGACAACUUGGACCACGUAAUUAUCCAGGCAGAACCGAUAGACUCAGUCUCGAUGACCCUCGAUAACGAGACACCGACGUUCGUGGUCAGAUUACUCUAACUGGAUGUAAUAUCCACGCCGGGUUGUAUCGCGCUGGUCGCAUCAUUACGGAGUCUCCAAGUUUUCGUCUCAAAUGCAGCUGCAUCACAAGCGGAUUUAUAUAAAC